AUAAACUUCUCCCAACAUGGCUAAUCUGCAUAGGCUCAUGGGAUUCAAAAGCUUGAGCUUCUGGGUCAUGAUCGUUUUGAUCUUCUUCCCGUGGCAAUCACUGUCAUCAUCAGCCUUGCCCGGUCUCGAAAUCAAGGCCGACAACAGGCUGAAUUUUCGGAGGGUCCGGUGCCGCCUGCCUUUUUUCGGGAGGUGUUUCUUGAUGUGGUUUACUUGCCCCUUGGCCUGCCCGACUAGUUGUUUCGUGGAUUGCAACCUAUGCAGACCCGUCUGCAGUUGCAAUUAUCCCGGUGCUGUAUGUCAAGACCCGCGGUUCGUAGGUGGAGAUGGCAACACAUUCUUCUUCCAUGGCCAGAAAGAUAGGAACUUCUGCUUGGUCUCGGACCCCAACUUCCAUAUCAACGCCCACUUCAUCGGCAAACGAAACCCUAGCCUCAAGAGGGACUUCACUUGGGUCCAAUCUAUCGGCAUCGUCUUCGGCUCACACAAUCUCCUCGUCGGCGCGAAGAGGGCCUCGACAUGGGACGACAGGGUCGACCACCUCAACGUAAUCCUUGACGGCGCGCCUGUCUCGCUCCCACCCAAGGAAGGCUAUACGUGGCGGUCCCUGGCGGCGGCGUCCUCGCCGGCCUUGUCCAUCUCCCGCUCUGGCGAGACCAACGGCCUCACGGUCGAGGUGGAAAACAACUUCAGGAUCACAAUGACGGUUGUCCCGAUAACGGCGGAGGAAUCGAGGGUCCACGGGUAUAACAUCACGGACGACGACUGCUUCGCCCACCUAGAGCUAGGGUUCAAGUUCUACAACCUCACCGACUUCGUGGACGGGGUGCUUGGCCAGACUUACAGGAAGAACUACGUGAGCAAGGCCAGGGCUGACGCAGUGAUGCCGGUGAUGGGCGGCGCGAACAAGUACGCGACCUCGAGCAUAUUUGCGACCGACUGCCUGGUGUCGCGGUUCGGGCAACCUCUUCCGGCUACCAGCAACGGCCACGGACUCGAAAGCUUGCUUUGCAAGAGCGGGAUCGAGGGGUCGGGGAUGGUUUGUAGGAAGUGAAAAGUGAAAUGAUCAUCGGAGAUGUCGAAAUGACUAUGAAUCUCCUAUGAAUAAUACAAUUACAAAAUAAAGUUGCAACUUAUG
Molecule: messenger RNA, 1138 nt
Organism: Eucalyptus grandis
Lineage: Eukaryota; Viridiplantae; Streptophyta; Magnoliopsida; Myrtales; Myrtaceae
Exons: 2
Coding region: 17-1054 (345 amino acids)
Source: RefSeq, a predicted model, not a curated record